Molecule: messenger RNA, 1676 nt
Organism: Bolinopsis microptera
Lineage: Eukaryota; Metazoa; Ctenophora; Tentaculata; Lobata; Bolinopsidae
Product: zinc finger protein 436-like
Exons: 1
Coding region: 6-1676 (556 amino acids)
Biological process (GO): regulation of transcription by RNA polymerase II
Molecular function (GO): DNA-binding transcription factor activity; RNA polymerase II cis-regulatory region sequence-specific DNA binding
Source: RefSeq, a predicted model, not a curated record
GUAAAAUGGAGCAGCGAAAUUUACCAGACUUUAAAGAUGAGAUGAAGAUGGAAGAAGAAAGUACUUCACCGGAAUUGAUCAAGACAGAGAUUAAGCAGGAGGAAGAUAAUUUUGUUGUUAAAUCAGAAGUGUAUUCGAAUGCAGUUUUUCAGUUGGAUUGUCCCAACCAGGAAUCAGCAUUGCUUCGCCACCAGUGGGUUCAUCCCGAUGAAAAUGCUUACGUUCGCACUGAAUGUUCCUACAAUGCAGGCAAAAAAACAGCUUUAGUUUCACAUCAGCGAACUCAUACCGGUGAAAAACCGUAUAAAUGCUCCAAAUGUUCUUACAGUGCAAUCCAAAAAUCGCACCUAGUUCGCCAUCAGUGGACUCAUACCAGUGAAAAACCGUAUAAAUGCUCUGAAUGUUCCUACAGUGCAAGCCAAAAAUCAAACCUGGUUUACCAUCAGCGGACUCAUACCGGUGAAAAACCGUAUAAAUGCUCUGAAUGUUCCUACAGUGCAAUCCAAAAAUCGCACCUAGUUCGCCAUCAGCGGACUCAUACCAGUGAAAAACCGUAUAAAUGCUCUGAAUGUUCCUACAGUUCAUGCCAAAAAUCAACACUGGUUUGCCAUCAGCGGACUCAUACCGGUGAAAAACCGUAUAAAUGCUCUGAAUGUUCCUACAGUGCAAUCCAAAAAUCGCACCUAGUUCGCCAUCAGCGGACUCAUACCAGUGAAAAACCGUAUAAAUGCUCUGAAUGUUCCCACAGUUCAAGCCGAAAAUUAAACCUAGUUCGCCAUCAGUGGACUCAUACCAGUGAAAAACCGAAUAAAUGCUCUGAAUGUUCCUACAGUUCAAGCCGGAAAUCACACCUAAUUAACCAUCAGAUGACUCAUACCGGUGAAAAACCACAUAAAUGCUCUGAAUGUUCCUACAGUACUGGCUGGAAAUCAGCCCUAGUUCGCCAUCAGAUUAUUCACACCGGUGAAAAACAGUAUAAAUGCUCUGAAUGUUCCUACAGUUCAAGCCGAAAAUUACACCUAAUUAACCAUCAGAUGACUCAUACUGGUGAAAAAAAGUAUAAAUGCUCAAAAUGUUCCUUUAGUAGCGGCUGGAAAUCAGCCCUGGUUUGCCAUCAGAUGAUACAUACCGGUGAAAAACCGUUAUAUAAAUGCUCUGAAUGUUCCUACAGUUCAAGCCGAAAAUCAUACCUAGCUAACCAUCAGAUGACUCAUACCAGUGCAAAACCGUACAAAUGCUCUGAAUACUCCUACAUUUCAAACCAAAAAUCAAACCUAGUGACGCAGAUGACACACAUCGGCAAAAAACCGUAUCAGCGAAAUGAUAUAGGAAAAAACUCACAUUUUUUUCAUGAAAACGAUCAGGCUUCGAAUUACUUCCAAAACGGUAGUGUUAAAGGACCUAUUUUUGUUAAGCCUCUACCUUUCGUAAAGUCUCUAACAUUUGUUAAGCCCCUGAACCUCGCUGACACCUUUCUUUCCAGUUCCAGCUUACCUACCAGUUCCUUCUCCAGUAACCAACCAGAAUCUCACAAGUCUCACCCUGCAGCUCCUCUCACCUUAUCACCUGGUGAAUCUGUUUUUACACCUGCUCCCACUGUCCCACCUACCUACUCUACAACGCUUCCUUCCCCCUCUCAUAUUUCCGGCCAGUACAGCAACCAUGAUGGGGCGUAA